Messenger RNA from Olea europaea var. sylvestris, 1724 nucleotides. RefSeq lists its product as uncharacterized. The transcript has 9 exons. Lineage: Eukaryota; Viridiplantae; Streptophyta; Magnoliopsida; Lamiales; Oleaceae. The record is from RefSeq and is a predicted model, not a curated record. Bases 365 to 1603 code for a protein of 412 amino acids.
UGCAACUAUCUGAAAGACUAAACUUUGUGCUUUUUGUCUAUCUGAAGUGUUAAGAGUAGCAUGGUUAUGAUGUUUCUUUGCACAUAACAAUAGUUUCGUGAUUGAAGUGCUUUUAUUUCCUUAUUAAUUCUUUUUUUCUUUACUGUUAACUUGGUUAUAUCUCAUAGUUAGCCAUCCAUUGCCAUUUAAUUUUUGAAACAGACCGUGAAUUUUUCUCUGAGUUUGAUUUUGACUAUGAUUCCGAUAUAGCAAAAGAAUAUGGGCGCCUGGUACACUGCCGUCACUAACUGGUUUUGGUGGUUUUGUUUAGAAUUGCAAAAAUUGGACAUCAGGCUCCGUAACAUAUUUUUCUAGUUAAAUACAAAUGGGUUCAGAGAUUGAAACAACCGAGCAGAGAGUAAAGUCUUUUAUUGUUCAGCUCCAAACAGAAUGUGGGAUUCUUGAGAGAAUUGUCUACAAAAACAAAAAUCAACAUAGAAGAUGUUCUUACUUUCAAUAUCUUCUAAAGGUUAGAAGGGAUUUAAAGCUUCUGAAAUCAGCAAGUAUGGAGGAGAUUUUGAAUGCCUGUUUUCUCAUAAUCAAUGGGAAUAGACCUAAGCAAAAGGUGCAGCUUUUGGAAAGUUUGAAGAGGAAAAGGUGUGAUAGUGGAAAGUAUAAUGUUCUGGAGCGGCUUUUAGGAGUUGCACGCCUAUUGUCACAGAUGGUUGAGCCAAUGAUGAAGGCUGCUAUGGAGGUAUCCAAGCUGCUUGCUCGAUCAUUUUUCAUGGGAUUUUCAGUAACAAUGUUAGCUGUGCUUGCACGCCUUCGAGUAUUGGUUCAACAAAUUCUUCUGGAUGUUGUUCAUGUGUUCAAUACUGUCUCCUCUCUUUCUCAAAAGGAACAAACUAUAAAAUUAAAUCAAAAAGGAUUCGAGGUUUUUAGAGAAUAUCAUCCAGCCAAAGAGCAAGCUAAUACUUUUCUAGAAUGCGUUUGGCAGACAGACAAGUAUCUCCUAGUUGAGAGGACGAAUACAAGUGAAAGUGAAAGCCAAGAAAAGGGUAUCGUGGAAGAUGUCUCUUUAAGGUCUUCCAAAAUACUAUAUGAAAAUAUUGAGGUUUUACUUGGAGUCGAUAACCCCGGUACAAUGGAUACUGAGCAUGUUUCGGAAGAAGGCCCGAUUCAAGAAGUGAAUACUAGAUCUUUGGUAAAUGGUGACGAAAAGCAGGCGGAAGUUGCCUCGGGUACUCCAGGCCCGUCUAGUGGGAAUACAGUUUCUCUCGAAGAACCCUCUACCCGUAUUGAAAGAAACAGUAACAUUUCGUCACCAGUAAAAGUAGCCAAGAUUAACCAUGAAAAAAAGCGGGUUGAAAGUUAUUCAAAUGAUACAUUGUUUUCUUCAGAAGCUGCAUUGCCCACAAGUUCGACUGCAUCUCUGAGUCCAUGCCCUGUAAAAGUUAAAACUGCAACGAAGAAGGUGGCGUUUGUAUCCAUCAAACGGUCAGUACCAUCACCGUCCGACCAAUCAGGUUUCAACGGAGAAAGAACAGAGAAGAAUGACAGACACAAAGAAGAUUCGUUUUUCAAUCUACUUUCCGCUGGAAAUCAAAAUAAUAGUCUCUUCUAAGUAGUAAUAAUCAUCCAAGAAUUUUGCCUUUAUUUUUCAUUUUCUUUGUAAAGAUGUACUCUUUAAUUCCAACAUUAGAAUUGGAAAAUUUUGAAAUGAUGUUUAAUUAUGAUAAUUUCCU